UCAUUUUCAUUAUGAUACGCUUGUCAGUUGUCACCUAAUAAAAAAGGUUUGAUUAAUCACUGAUAUAUAUGUUUUGCUUUUGUGAAUAAGAGAAUCCACAUACAGAGUGAUCAACAACAUAUGUGCAAUCAAACUCAGUAAUAACUGGAUGUAAAUUCAGAGGGAUGAUCCACAAUAUAGCUUCCAAAAGUAUUUUGCUCCGGGAGUUAUGUGGAAUGCACUGAAAAGAAAAGAGAAAGGAUUUUGUAAUGAGCCCCAAAGAAGCAGCGUUUUGGAAGGCCCAACAAAGUGUUUUGACCCUUUUCAAGCAGUGUUCGAGCAUGAAGCAUUUGAAGGAGAUGCACGCUCGUGUAGUCCAGAGUGGGUUCGGCAAGACCCCGCUUGUGGUGGGAAAGAUCAUUGAGUUUUGCGCGGUUUCGGGGCAGGGAGACAUGAAUUACGCUCUGAGGGUUUUUGACAGAAUCGAUAAACCCGAUGCGUUUAUGUGGAACACCAUGAUCAGGGGAUUUGGGAAGACUCACCAACCAUAUAUGGCCAUUCAUUUGUACAGGAGAAUGCAGGGAAAUGGUGACGUGCCAGCUGACACUUUCACGUUCUCUUUCGUGCUUAAAAUCAUUGCUGGAUUGGAAUGUUCACUUAAAUUUGGAAAGCAACUGCAUUGCACCAUCCUUAAACUCGGACUCGAUUCUCAUACUUACGUAAGAAACUCUCUGAUGCACAUGUAUGGAAUGGUGAAGGACAUAGAAACUGCACACCACCUGUUCGAGGAAAUCCCAAAUGCAGAUUUAGUGGCUUGGAACUCUAUCAUAGACUGUCAUGUGCAUUGUCGAAACUAUAAACAAGCUCUCCAUCUGUUUCGCAGAAUGCUGCAGAGUGGAGUGCAGCCAGACGAUGCCACUCUGGGUGUGACCCUCUCAGCAUGUGGUGCAAUAGGAGCCCUGGACUUUGGGAGGCGAAUUCAUUCUUCUCUCAUACAACAACAUGCCAAGCUUGGCGAGAGUACAUCUGUCUCUAAUUCCCUAAUUGACAUGUAUGCAAAGUGUGGAGCAGUGGAAGAAGCGUACCAUGUGUUUAGCGGUAUGAAAGGGAAGAAUGUGAUUUCGUGGAAUGUCAUGAUUCUUGGGCUUGCAUCGCACGGUAAUGGAGAAGAGGCGUUAACACUUUUCGCGAAGAUGUUACAACAGAAUGUGGAGAGACCGAAUGAUGUUACGUUCUUGGGGGUGUUAAGUGCUUGUAGCCAUGGAGGAUUGGUUGAUGAAAGUAGACGAUGUAUUGAUAUUAUGGGCAGGGACUAUAACAUCCAACCCACAAUAAAGCACUAUGGGUGCGUGGUGGACCUUUUGGGUCGAGCUGGUUUAGUUGAGGAUGCAUACAAUUUGAUAAAGAACAUGCCAAUAGAGUGCAAUGCAGUUGUAUGGAGGACUUUGUUAGCUGCGUGUCGACUUCAAGGACACGUCGAACUUGGUGAGAAGGUAAGGAAACAUCUGUUGGAAUUAGAACCGGACCAUAGCAGUGAUUAUGUUCUUCUAGCAAACAUGUAUGCAAGUGCCGGUCAAUGGAAUGAAAUGAGCGAAGAAAGAAGAUCAAUGCAGCAAAGGAGAGUUCAGAAACCAUUGCCUGGAAAUAGCUUCAUCGGCAUUCCUGAAUUGACAUUUGAGAUAGAGACUGUUGAAACAUUGUUGUGACACUUAAAUCAACACUCAAUGGCAUGGAUUGAAGGUUUCAACUGUCUGAGUCAAUGUUUGAAAUAUUGUAGGCAUGUUAACCCUUAGCACUGGCUGUCUGAUUUGUGCCUUGUCUUUAAUUACUGAAUAUUGAAGCAUGUGACUGGAUUAUAUAAGGAAUUCAAUAGAAGCAAAUAUAAAUUCCAAGUUGUGGUGGACCUGAUGGCUAUGUUUAUCAGAAGGCAUAUGUAGAGUUCUCCUGAUCUAAGGAAAAGCUGGAUGCUCUUGUUGAUAAAUGCAAGGAUCGAACGUCUUUAACUUAUAUGGCUGUGAAUAAAGAAGGGAGCUGGAAAUCUAAUGUGGGUCAAGCUGAUGUUAGUACAACCAACCAUUGAACCCAAAUGGUUGGUGCAGUGGUGUAAGGUCCCCUUGCGUUCACAUGAGUGGAAAAGAUCUAUUUAGCGGGAGAACUCGUGUUUGAUUUUCACUAUGUGCAAAACUCCCUUGGGCCAGCAGCAGCCACACACCGCGAGCAAGAUUAGUCUUUGAUUCAGUGGGUUAGAGGACACCCUUGGUCUUUGACCUAGGACAAAAAAAAUAAAAAAUACAACCAACCAUUGUAGAUCCUGUCAGCUUCAAUGUGUGGAAGGAUGAGGCAUUUGAAAUUUGGUCAAGAGGAUGAGCAAGCUUGACCCUGAGGGUGAUGCAUCCAGGAAAUUGGUUGAAGAGGUGGGGGGCAGCUACUAGUUGGUCUGUUUGGUAGACAAUGAUUACUUCAGUGGUGAUCUUUUUGCAGUCUUUGCAAAUUUCUGACAUGAGCCUAUUUAUUGGUUCUAAGUUGAAGUGUCAAAUUAAUUUUCUGGGCUAUGUCCCAAACGGCUUUUUUAUUUUAUCACUCCUCCGAGUUGCAUGAGUAACCUGUACUUUGACUUGAGGACAAGUUACUCCUUCCUCUGAAUUUGGUGGUUGUAUCCGACCGAAACCCUGUUUCAUAAAGUAUACACACACACACAAGUGUGCUGUGAAAGUAGAUGAUUGAGUGACACACACACGAGUGUGCUGUGAAAGUAGAAGAUUGAGUGUGUGUUUAGGAGGCAGUUGCAUUCAAGGCCAACGUACUUUCAGAUGAAAGCUACAAUAUAGUUGCUUUUAAAAUUUUGCAUUGGAACGAGCAAUUUCUCUGUUCAACAUAGUUUCAACACUAAUCCAAACACACCCUGAAUUCUAGUGCCUUAUAUCUGUCUAUCCUAAGAAAGUUUUUCCCCGAAAAAAUACAUGUGUUGCUUCCUCACAUCACCAAUUUCCCACUCAUCUACCUAUCCCACUUACACAAACCCUUCUCUCACUUCCUCCUUUGAUCUCCCACUCCCUCUCUCACUCCCUUUUUUACUUUUCCCUCCUUCCUUUCCCUUCCAUCCUUCGGAAUGACUCUCAGGAGCCGUUUGGAAGAAGUGAAAGUGGAAGGAAAGAAAAUUGAGAGGAAAUAAAACAUGCAUAACAAUGUCUUUUUCUUUGUUUGGUUGAAGAGAAAAUGAAAGGAUAAUUUGAAGCAAAGUUGAUUUCAAGAAACAAAAAUUUAAAAUUUUCUUUCCUUCCACUUUCCCUCCAAUUUAAAUUUCAAAAUUUUAUUUCCCCCACAUUUUCUUUCCUCUCCACCAGACAUAGGGUCAAUCUUUCAGUCAUCUAUUCCAUGGUUCUCAAUCUCUCAAAAUUCCUUCCCAAAAUCUUAUUGAAACAUUGUUACACCGUUCAUUACCAUCCUUUUCUACUCUUUGAUCCUUUCUCAUUAUCCUCUCUAUAUUUUUCCUAAGAUUUUUUUUAAAGAAAACCCCACCUUCAUUGAACCCUAGCUUGCUGUUCCCAUCAUUUUCGAUCAUCAAAGUUAUUAUUCUCAAAAUUACUAUGAUUACUGAUUUUUGAAAAUGUCACGGUGAACAGUUGACCACACAGUGUAAGGAGAAUAAGAUGGGUGAUAUUUCAUUCCUUCUUCUUUUCACUUUUUCCAUCUGUUUCCGCCUUAUUCUUUCUCCCUUCCUCCUCUAUUUUCUGUUAAUGCACUUUUUCUUUCUAUUCACCAACAAAAUUUAGGUUUCAUGUCUUUUAAGGAGUUUUCAUUAAAUGAUGAUGGAGCGGAGGUGCAGUGGCUUCAUGCAUAGGAGAAGCCCUCACACACUGAUACCCCAUGAUCCUCACAACUCUCCUUUAUUUCCUUUAAUACAUACAUUCAUUUCAUCAAAGGUGCAUUCUCUUCCUUUUAUUCCUUUGUUUUCAUUUUCCUCCUUGUGCCAUUUUCUGAAUUUUUCUUUUCAUUCUCUCUCUCAUUUAACUAUUGUUUAUUUUUCCUCAGAGAGGUUUUGUUAAUUUAGUUUUAUGUAUUUACAUCAUGGCUUCCAUUUUGUGUUCCAUUGUGCUAUAUUGGUUACAAGGAUCCUUUGGUUAGUUUGUUUUGAUCUUUUUUUAUUUCUCUAUUUUUUUAGUUUUUUAUUGUUUUAAAUGUUUCUUCUAUAUUGUUUUUUGUUUCUGUGUUUUUAUGCAGGAUACUAAUCACAUGAGGAGGGAGUUGACACCUAUUUUUUCAUGCAUUGGUAGAUAAAAUGACAAAAGAGGAAGUCUGUGAUUAGAGCAAAUUCUUCUUCAUCAUUAUCUGUUUAGUUUUUGAUAUAUUGUGUAUUAAGAAGCUGAACAUGAAAACCUGUUGCGGAUUGCUUGGUCUCUUAGUUUUCUAAUUUUC
Glycine soja is the source of this 4395-nucleotide messenger RNA. Its product is annotated as pentatricopeptide repeat-containing protein At4g21065-like. Gene Ontology annotation, biological process: RNA modification. Gene Ontology annotation, molecular function: protein binding; RNA binding. The record is from RefSeq and is a predicted model, not a curated record. NCBI's taxonomy places the organism in Eukaryota, Viridiplantae, Streptophyta, Magnoliopsida, Fabales, Fabaceae. Bases 249 to 1685 code for a protein of 478 amino acids. The transcript has 3 exons.